UGCAGGAAGUGGUAACAUGGGGCGAUGAGAUACACAUGAAAGUCAUUCUACCGGCAAAACCAGAGGCGAGACAAAAUUGACAAAAGCUCCGUAUUUAUCCUCCUGUUGUUAGUUUGUUACAGUAGAAAGUUAUAGUGCGAUGUUAGGUUUGAUUCUGAAUGUGUAUUGCUAUCAUACAACAGCCACUAACUAGUCAGUAAAGCUAAAGGGCUAGCUAGUAGUAACCGUAACUUUACAGUAGGUAGCUAGUUUACAUUAGCUAAUUUACUUGUAGUUACAUCAGAAUAGGGCUUGGCAAUCUUACCCCAACAUUGUCAUCAUGAUACGAACAGGAGUGCAGCAGAUGGCCAGGGGACUGUGCCAAAUAAUGGGACGUGAAAUCUCAAAGGGAAAUUUCAACACCAACAUCAGACAACAAAUGACUCCAAGAGGGACUUUCCAGCUUCCCUGGUCCUCUAUCAACAGUGUCCGAACCAUGGCGGUGCUGCCCUGGCCUUUCUCUUUCCAGCCACGGGACUUCAGCCUGCCCAACURGUCCUGGGGCUCCGACAUGAGGCGUCUGUAUGAGCACUAUAACAGCCAGUGUGAGGUAGAGACAGAUGACGGAGAGAAGAAGUGGGGGGUCUGGAGAAGACUGCCCAGCUAUAACCGCUCCCUCAAGUACGCCACAGGUGGGGUGUAUUUGAGUAAGAUCAUUCAGUCGAAGGCGCGUCUGUUCACACGGAACAUCAGGGAGUACGGGGGGACGUUCGAGUACGUCGUGUUUGUCAACAAGCAGGAGCAGAAGUGUGUGUGUGUGUUCCAGGCUGGCCACCUACUGGAGGGAGUGUCACCCACCCUCACGUGGCUGUUUCUGUCAAUCACAAUGGGACACCUAUUAGGAGGAUGAUGGAUAGGCCAACUCAUCGACCAACCAGACGCUACAAACACACAUCAGAAACAGCACUGACUUCCUAGGGGGUGUGUUUGUCUGCACACAAAUGUUUGGGUGUAUAUCAGUACCUGAGUGUGGGAGUGUGUAUCCUUGAGUGUGUGCACGCAUGCAUGUGUGUGUGUGUGGUUCUGACUGUCAGAUCCAGUAAUCUUCUUAACUCUAGCAGUUUGCCUGAGACACCUGAUGCCUUGCGCUCCACUGACAUAGCAUACAGAUACUGUAUAUCAUAGACACAACCGGUUGUGGAUAUUMUACCUCUCUUUCUCCACUGUUACACACUCCUGGACAACCAGCUCCAGUCAGAGUGAAGGACAUAACCUCUGGUAUAUUAUAUUUAGGUCGAGGCUGUGGAUACAACUUUUCUGAACCCUUCUUCCCGACAGCUAAAGGUCCCGACACUUCUGCAUGUGCAGGAUUCUCUACUUUACGCACCUCCCUUCACAUUUCUCAGUCAAUUGUGAAUGAUAAUCUUCAUGUUUUACCAGUGAAACGUCCAUGCAGCAUCUGCAUACCUGUGUCUAGUUUCAAUCAUAGCACAUAUUUUGCCUAGUGGCACGUGCUGUUGAGUUUUGGCCACAUGAGAGAAAAAUGUGCCCAUUUGCACAAUCAUUCUAAAAUCUCAUAGGAAAUGAGGUGGUGUUUUUGUCUUACAGUAAUUUUAUACUACACUAUUAUAUUGGGUUCUGUUAUGUAGAAUACCAUCAUUGUGUGAUCUGGCAGACAUUGAUUCAGCUUUGAUCUAACUUUAUGAAACGCGCACCAUUCACCAGAGUAGCUUGUUCUGUAGUAGAACAGAGACUGUGUGUAAAGAAGCUUCGGGACCUUUAGCUGUCGGAAUGAGGGSUCUAGAAAAGUUGGAUCCACAGCCACUCUGAUAUAUUUAAUAGAUAGUUUAUUUUUUGUAUUUUAUUUYUAUAAUUKMMAAUAAUUUAUUYGGCCUUUUACAGUUUGAGYUUUMAYUCAUUGCUGAUAUGUUAUUUUGUGACCAGUAUGACCUCUUGAAUAAAGCCUUACCUCUUGGGUACUGUAGARMGUUUUUCUAUGGUAUCUGGCUCAAUGUGGGAUACCUUU
This is a messenger RNA of Salvelinus sp. IW2-2015, 2005 nucleotides long. It is a transcript of the gene them4, whose product is annotated as thioesterase superfamily member 4. The record is from RefSeq and is a predicted model, not a curated record. Lineage: Eukaryota; Metazoa; Chordata; Actinopteri; Salmoniformes; Salmonidae.